AUGAAACCAGAUCUUUCAGUUCAAAAAGAGGUAAAAGGUGAUGUGCAGAUCUUGACAUCUGGCCUCGUAAUGCCUCAACCAACACCAAGUGUUGCCCCUAAAGGGAAUGGAACAAAAUAUGUUUGUGUGGCUGUUACUGUUGUCUUAGUUGUUGCCAUGGUGAUAGGAGGAUUCUUUGGAGCAUUGUAUAUGAUGCAUCACACAACAUUGAAAACAGUUGAAACAACCAUAAAUGCUGCAGGCAGACACAUGAAAGAGAAGAUCCAGAUUGAUGAGAAUAAAGAGACUGCCACAUUGGAGGGAAUCGAUGAUCAAACUCAAUAUAUGCUCAUUAUGGACUACAAACAUGGCUUAAGUAUUAGCAGAAUUUGGAUGAAUGGGAGUGAGCCCCGCUGUUUUGUAGCACACUUAGACAAGAAUGGAUUUCCAACCAUCCAAGAGAUGGCAAGAUAUUUGGAAAAACAACCAGCAGACCCAGAAUUUGAGAGCAGUUUUGAUCCUACAAGACAGAGCUUCUCUGUCGAUAUUGAUCCAAUAGAAGACAUCAGUUUCCUUGGAGAUGAGGUGGAAGCCAUGUGCAAGGGCCUGCAAGCAUACUGGGCCCACCCCAGGAACCCACCAAAACAAGGGAAGGCUCUGAUGCGGCAGAAGCGGGAUGACAAUGAUGAAGAAGACAUGUUUUAUCCCAACGUCACUAGAGAUUGCCCCUUGCCAGAGUAUGGAUUCCUCCUUUGUAACCAGGAUACAGAAGAAUCAUGCAAUUAUAAGUGUUGCAAGAAUUAUUUUUGCUUUCGCUUUUAUGAUCUGAAUGAAGAAGGUGAGUGGGAUAUACGCGAAUGGUGUUUUGUUUGGAACUGCACCGAAAAAGUGCAAAACGAUAUGUGCGACUGUGUCUAUGAUUAUCAGUACAUACCAGUAAACAUCUACAUGUAUAUCGGAGUUGUUGAAGAUCCUGUUACAGAUGAACCAUAA
Messenger RNA from Owenia fusiformis, 972 nucleotides. NCBI's taxonomy places the organism in Eukaryota, Metazoa, Annelida, Polychaeta, Sabellida, Oweniidae. The record is from the annotation of a GenBank genome assembly.